ACUUCCAGAAUUGCGCAAUUUUACAUAUCUCCUCUCAGAUUCAAUAAAUGACAUCACUGCUCUUAAAAUGUUUACACCAUAUACUUGGUCCCCGUCAAUAUCGGUGCUCUCAGGUCGUACUCGUGGCCCGACCAGCAUUUGAGCACCGAUAUAAACCAAUGACCUCACUUAUUGCAUUUGGGAGUAAUUACGCAAAACCGCACAAUUCUGAGAGUAACGGUGUGAAUAUUCCCAAAAAAGGAAAAAAAACGCUCGGGAGCUAGCUAGCUAGCUAGGUUAGCUAAGCUAGCUCCGGCCAUGGACAAGAUGAGCAUACCUCAUCUUGAUCCACCUAAAGCUCUUCUUGAGAGAGCCUUUGAGCUUCCCCUCCACAGUGUAUGCCUUAUAGGAAGCAACCCUCUUCUUCCUCUGCAUCUCCGCCGGGUCACCCAAAACCCACCCGACCGACGACGGUUUCCCUUUCUUGUUCUUGAAAUCAUCCUCCCUGCAGCUGUGGUUGGUUUUGUAGUUAGGGUUUGAAAUUGAGUGAUCAGAAGAUGAAUAUGAGGAAGAAGAGGCACUGUGGCAUCUCAGAUUCUCAGAUUUGAGAAAAAAAUUGAAGAUGGUUAAAAUUUUGUAUUCAUAAAAGUAAUAAAAAAAAUUUUUAUCCAUUCU
Cuscuta campestris is the source of this 654-nucleotide messenger RNA. NCBI's taxonomy places the organism in Eukaryota, Viridiplantae, Streptophyta, Magnoliopsida, Solanales, Convolvulaceae. The record is from the annotation of a GenBank genome assembly.